AUGAGCGUCAUUCAUCCUUUGCAGAAUUUACUCACCUCUCGUGAUGGCUCAUUAGUUUUCGCCAUCAUUAAGAAUUGUAUCUUAAGCUUCAAAUAUCAAUCGCCAAAUCAUUGGGAAUUUGCUGGAAAAUGGUCUGAUGAUUUCGACAAAAUUCAAGAAUCGAGAAACACCACUGCUAAGGAGCAACAAGGACAAUCCAGCGAAAACGAAAACGAGAACAAAAAAUUGAAAAGUAAUAAAGGCGAUUCCAUUAAAAGGACAGCAGCCAAGGUACCAUCUCCAGGUCUUGGCGCCCCACCGAUAUAUUCGUACAUAAGAAAUCUGAGAUUAACUUCGGAUGAAUCAAGACUAAUUGCGUGCGCAGAUUCUGACAAGUCCCUCCUAGUUUUCGAUGUCGACAAAACUUCCAAAAAUGUCUUAAAGUUGAGAAAAAGGUUCUGCUUCUCAAAGAGACCGAAUGCUAUUUCUAUAGCCGAAGAUGAUACUACAGUCAUAAUAGCUGACAAAUUUGGUGAUGUAUAUUCUAUUGAUAUUAAUUCUAUCCCGGAAGAAAAGUUUACUCAAGAACCUAUUCUCGGUCAUGUCUCUAUGUUGACUGAUGUACACUUGAUUAAAGACUCUGACGGUCAUCAAUUCAUAAUUACAAGUGAUAGAGAUGAGCAUAUUAAAAUUUCGCAUUAUCCCCAAUGUUUCAUUGUGGACAAAUGGCUCUUUGGUCAUAAGCAUUUUGUUUCUUCCAUAUGCUGUGGCAAAGACUAUUUAUUAUUAAGUGCAGGUGGUGACGAUAAAAUCUUCGCUUGGGAUUGGAAAACUGGUAAGAACUUGUCUACCUUCGAUUAUAAUAGUUUGAUUAAACCUUAUUUGAAUGAUCAGCAUUUAGCACCACCAAGAUUUCAAAAUGAAAAUAAUGAUAUUAUUGAAUUUGCAGUUAGUAAAAUUAUAAAGUCAAAGAACCUACCGUUUGUUGCGUUUUUCGUCGAAGCUACAAAAUGCAUAAUAAUUCUGGAAAUGUCCGAAAAACAAAAAGGGGAUCUUGCACUAAAGCAAAUUAUAACUUUUCCAUAUAAUGUUAUCUCAUUAUCCGCCCAUAAUGAUGAAUUCCAAGUCACCCUAGAUAAUAAGGAAUCAUCUGGUGUGCAAAAAAAUUUUGCCAAAUUCAUUGAAUAUAACUUAAAUGAGAAUAGUUUUGUCGUGAAUAAUGAAAAAUCAAACGAAUUUGACAGUGCCAUCAUACAAUCAGUACAAGGGGAUUCUAACUUGGUGACCAAGAAAGAAGAAAUUUACCCGUUAUACAAUGUUUCCUCGUUAAGAAAACAUGGAGAACAUUACUCGUGA
Messenger RNA from Saccharomyces cerevisiae S288C, 1335 nucleotides. RefSeq names its product Trm82p (gene TRM82). Gene Ontology annotation, biological process: tRNA (guanine-N7)-methylation; RNA (guanine-N7)-methylation. Bases 1 to 1335 code for a protein of 444 amino acids. Gene Ontology annotation, cellular component: nucleus. Lineage: Eukaryota; Fungi; Ascomycota; Saccharomycetes; Saccharomycetales; Saccharomycetaceae. The record is from RefSeq and is marked reviewed. The transcript has a single exon.